This is a messenger RNA of Linnemannia hyalina, 1350 nucleotides long. Lineage: Eukaryota; Fungi; Mortierellomycota; Mortierellomycetes; Mortierellales; Mortierellaceae. The record is from the annotation of a GenBank genome assembly.
AUGGGGAAUAGUAGCAGCAACAAUAUCUCGGGCGUUGAGGAUUCGUCCUUGCAGGAUGACAGCAACUCGUAUAGCAGCAGCCAGGAAGACGAUUAUGGUAGUCGUCGGUCGAUUGCGUCCUCGUGGGGUCGCCCUUCAGAUUACUCCAACUACUCGGAGGAUAACCUGACGACGACUAGUGGGUCGGCCAUUCUCUCGAUGACGGUUGAGGAGAAGAUGAAGCAGCGGAUGCGUCGACGAUGGGCUCUGUUCUCUCAGACGAGGAAGGACAAGGCGACGAGGCAAUGGCUGGCCUACUGGAGUAUCUAUGGAACGGUACAGGUGAUCGAUACCUGGUCGUCGUUCUUGCUCGAUUGGGUCCCUGGCUAUAACCUCGGCAAGCUACUGUUCCUCUGGUGGGCACAACGUCGGGGUGCGACCUUGGUCUUUGACUACUUCCAACCAUUGAUUCAGUCCAAAUCCAAGGACGGCCGUGAGGUUGCCCGCAAGACGAGCACCCGCAGCCUCAACUCGGAAAUGUCGCGUCAAGACCGACAGGGAGGUGGCUCGGGCAGCGGCGGCGGAGGAAAUGCAAGUGGAUCGGGAUCGAGACCUGGAAGCCUUCAAAUCCUUCCUUCGACCUUGGCCCAUCAACAACAACAGCAACAUCAGCAGUACCAACAACAACAGCCCCAAUACCAGCAACAGCAAUUUGAGCAACAGUUCUAUGCCAACGGAGGCUCUCGCCGGGACACUGCGACGUUCCGGGAACUGAACCAGGGUCGCCAUCGGGACGACUAUGAAGAUGAUGAUGAAGAGGACGACGAGGACGAUUUCCAUCAUCUCCAUCAACGCCAACAGCUUCUCCAACAACAGCAGCUGCAGCAACAGAGACAGCACAAGCAACAGCACCACCAAGGAUCGCUGGACCUUCUCCGUGAGGGCAUGACCAGCUCCCCCCAUGACUCUGGCUCCUUUGCCGAGACUUCUCUUUUCGAGUCUGCCGAGAGUGUGUGGAGCGCACCCCCAGUCUCGACCGGGAUCCAGGCCUCUGUGGAAGGUGGCGGCCUCGGAGGAGCUGGAGUCGUAGGCCUUUCUUCAUCCUACACGUCAUCGGCAGAUCGUCUUCAUAGCAACAACGCGACUCCUACACCUAUGUCCGUUCAGGAACAGUACCAUCUCCGCCAACAACUUCAAGUCCAGCAACAGCAGCAACAACAGCAGUCCUUGCAGAAGCAGCUCGCCAUGAGCACUCAGGGAGAGGAAGACAGCUCUAGCAGAGACGGCGUCGCUGACAACAGUCUUCAUUCCUACGCUGUUGCUUCGACCCACCAUUGGAACCCCUCCUCGUCCUCCUCUACCGACCUUUAA